This is a messenger RNA of Contarinia nasturtii (swede midge), 1628 nucleotides long. RefSeq lists its product as uncharacterized. Bases 689 to 1282 code for a protein of 197 amino acids. The transcript is spliced from 3 exons. NCBI's taxonomy places the organism in Eukaryota, Metazoa, Arthropoda, Insecta, Diptera, Cecidomyiidae. The record is from RefSeq and is a predicted model, not a curated record.
UUUUUAUAGCAUCGAACGCUCGCAUUUCCUGAAGUUUUUUUCCGUUCGUUUGUCACAGCAAAGUACAGUGAUUGAAAUUGGUCAAAGCCAAUGUGAAACGGGAGACCAAUUUUCGAAUUGCGCAUGAAUUUAACGGGAAAAAAAGUCAAAAUCAAAUUCAAAUUUUGUAGCAACACGAACCAAAAGUACUACGCAAUAGUGCUAACAAUACGUUCGAACAAAACAACAAACCGUUAACGGCUUUGUGCAUGUGCAUUGUGCAAACAUGAAAUUAGACAUAUAGUACUAGUAGCCAUAGCAAAGUGAAAUACGCAUCAGCCGCAGACAUUGAUUGAACAACAAUUGAAGUGAUCGGACGCAAACAUUAUUUUCGAUACAAUUUGAUUUUAAAACAUUUAUUAUUCGGUAAAAAUCGACAAAAAAGUUUUGUUUUAAGUGUACUGACAACACAAAUUUUUUUUAGUAUCGAACGCUCGCAUUUUCUUGGGGUGUUUUUUCCGUUCGUUUGUCACAGCAAAGUACAGUAAUUUUGCGUGUUUGCUUUUAAAAUUGGCCAGAGCCCUUACCAAACGGGAGACCAAUUUUUAAGUGCGCAUGAUUUAAACGUGAAAAAAAAACCAAAUCGAAUUCAAAUCCUGUAGCUAUAUGAAAUGAAAUAUGUUUUUAAAUUAAAAAUUAAAAAGAGACAAUGCGACCACGUAGAAAAUCAGUAGUCAUAGCACGAAAACAAAUUCGUGCAUCAUUAAGAGGCCUGGGAUUGUCUCUCCGAGGUGACAGCGAUGAUAGCGCAUCAAAUAGUUCAUCAAAUCGUUCGCAGAGUCGUUCGCCGAGUCAUUCGCCAGCUGCAAAACGAUCACGAAUAGAUGCCAUCAGUAAUUCACCAAGUGGUGUGGUUCCAACUCAAGCUCAAAGUCAAGCAUCAGAAUCAGUUAGUUCGACAAUGAGAACAAAUGAACAAACGAGACAACGUCGCCGAAAAGCAAAUCGUACGGGAUUUGAUCGACCAAAGAGAAGGAGACCAACAUCAAAUGUGAAUCAAGUGCCACUGAAUGCACCAAAUGCCAAUCCACAGCCAUCCACAUCGACAUCGGCAGUGGCAGCCGCAUCAACAUCAGCAGCUACAACGACAACGACAAAAAAGCCAUUGAAACGCCAAAAUGAAAUGAGAGCAAAACGAGGUGAAACACCAAAUAAAGACCUAGAACAAAAAGUUUUUCCAGACAAACAACGUCUGACUGAUUUAAUUGAACGAGUUGUGGUCAAUUCCUCGAGAAUGUUCUAAUUGGCAUCGCUUUAUGUGCACUUCAUAUUGAAUCGGUUGGUUGACAAUGGUUCCGAUGUCGAAAUUCGUCGUGAAUUUUUGGCCAAAUUCAAUGCAAACAAAUAUUUCAGAGCACUGAAAAAACCCCACUCCAUACCCCAGCAUACAUACUGGACAAUGAAUUUCGUGAUUUUCUCAUCGAAAACGACAUCGAAACCAAAUUGGAUUUCGAAAAUGCCGACCAAGUAUUAAAAUUUGCGAUCGAACAAUACGACCGAAAUGCGCAAUUAAUCGUGAAAAUGCACAUGAGACGAUACAUGAGGAGAUAUUUCAAGAAUUUGGGUGCAAACACAACACCAAAUAAAUA